Colletotrichum truncatum is the source of this 1500-nucleotide messenger RNA. RefSeq lists its product as uncharacterized. NCBI's taxonomy places the organism in Eukaryota, Fungi, Ascomycota, Sordariomycetes, Glomerellales, Glomerellaceae. The record is from RefSeq and is a predicted model, not a curated record.
AUGAAGGGUUUGAGUGGCAUACUUGCAGACGCCUAUGCGACAUGGCUUUCGCCCCUCACCCACUGCUGUGCUCCGUUGUCUAACCGUCUGGAUGAGAAGCAGCGUCAAAACACCUUUGGCAUCUCUGAAAAACUGCCACCCACCGUAACUGACCAGCCCGUGCCCAUGCCUCCGCCUUUUGCUGGAACAAUGCAGAAGCCUGUCGGACCUCGUUCCCAGCCGGAGAAGUCGAAUGGAGGAGUCAAGAGAAGUUUCGCAUCGCUCCGGAAGCGGUUCUCUGUGAGAAAGCGAAUUCGCUCAGACUCCUCUUCGCCGCGCCGGCUACAAAUAUCGGGGCCUACCAACUUUCGCCAUCUGCACUCUGAGUCUUUUCAAUUUCCUCAAUAUACCAGUCUUCGGACAGCUGGACGUCCAUUGCCGCCAAGGCCAUUGUCCAGAACUCGUCCCUCGUCGUUCCGCCCGCUUGAACUGAGCAUUUACGUGCCCAAGAGGGAGCUGUCGCCUAUUCUACCUCACUUCGAGAUGCUCACCCCGCCCCCGCCCCCGCCAGCCAGGGUUCAGCCAAACCCGAAAGACGAUGUUUACGGCAUCGUCUCCGGGUCUUCGCAUGAGCCGAGUUACUCUCCCAUGUCGUUUCAUCUUCCGCGAAAGAUGUCGGUAUCGCCAUCGACAAUGACCCCAGAUGAUACACCGCCCAGAAUUCCGCCCAAAUCGAUAGCGCGGUCUCUAACGUCAUUAAGCGUGGAGGAGAUGAAGCACCGAAUUGCGGGAGCAAUGUUGGAGGUGGACAAGCUUCAGCGGGAGAUUGACUUAGUCAUGGAGCGUCAGAGCAUUUACGCAGGUAGUCGGCCUUCGACAGCUCAUUCGACGGCACCGACAGUGCACGACAUGGAACCCAUGCCCACGGUCCCCGCCCUACCGCCAGCUGCACCCUCUUUCGCACAGCGCCUGAACCCUGGGGUUGAGCGCCCUCACACAGCGCCGCCCCGGCCUCCGGUGCAUAUUCCCCACCGCGGCAUGGCCUUCGCCGAUGCAUCGGCGGCCUUUAUUACACCACCCCCGAGCCGCGGCAGGGAGGCACGGCCCCCUCCGCCUCCUUUGCCCCUCGUCCUCCGCCCACCUUUGCGCAAGAAGAAAUCCUUCUCGCGCGUUUCCAGCUGGUUGUUCCCCAGCAGCAGCAACGGCAGCGUGGACCAACACCACCACCGUAACAUCAGUCACGAUUCCGUCACCAACUAUCCCCGUCCCGUCAAGGGAAACGAAGGCUUUUACCAAUGUGUACAUGUGCCGCAGGGCGGACGCAGCAGUUUUGACUCGGUGUCGACUGUGUCGACAUGGGAGUCAGAAGACGGAGGCCAAACGGUCCCGACGACGUGGUCGCCCGGCAGUACUCCCGCCACUAGAGCAGAGGAGCAUCCGCCGCUGGAGCGCGUUACCACCUUUGGCAAGGAAAAAGACGGGACUGGCCCUAGACGGGGCAGCGUCGGCGUGGCGUUCUGA